AUGCUCCGUAGCGGCCUGACGCGCGCUGCGUCUGGUGUGGCUGGAGCCCAGCCAGCUCAGCAGCUGCGAACCUUUGCUUCCGGCCACAAGAAGCGCCUGACGUGGCGUCAGAGGGCCAAGAUUGAGGAGCGCAAUCGCAACCCACCGCCGCCGCGUCAACAGCCUCGCCAGAAGACCCAGCGCCAGAACUUCCUUGUGUCGCCGCCUGUGGACGAUGGAAAGAAAUGGCGUGUGCUUAGUGCCGGUGUCUUGGAGCGUUUGCCGAUCAUCCAGCCCGAUCUGAAAGACUGGGAGGUGGAUUUUGAGAUCAUGCAACACGAGAAGGCACUACGCGAGGAUCAGAGACUAGAGGAGGAUUUCUGGUUUAUGGAACCCGGCACGAAGCAUAUUACGCCUGAGGAGGCGCCGUGGCCUAAUGCUGAGGAGGAUCCGGAGGAGAUCGUGGGCGCUGGCUUCCACCUGGCCCCGCGUGAGACCGAGGAUGACGCUAACGACAACCGCAAGUCACUUAACCGCGCUCUAAAGGGGCGCGUAUUCUUGCUGGUUAAGAACGACCAGAAGGACGCCAAGUACCCAUGGUUCUUCCCUGUGGGCGAGAAGCAGGGCGCCGAGAAGAUGCGCGAUGCUGCGCUCCGACAUGUGAGCGAGACAGUUGGUGACGAGGUCGAGGCGAACCCGGUAAGCUUCGCGCCCAUAGGCUACGUGCAGUAUCUGCACGAAAACGACUCGGAGUUUGACGGCACCAAGGUUUUCUUUUACAAGUCGCAGCACUUGGACGGAGAUGUGGCACUGAACCAGGACAGGGCUAGCGACUACCUCUGGGUGACCCGGGACGAGCUGUCCGAGUAUCUCGAGCCGGAAAUCGCCGACUACAUCCACAAGAUGGUGCCGCCGUAAGGCACAUUUCUGUCGUAGCUAGCUCACACUCUGCUCUGGUCC
Molecule: messenger RNA, 939 nt
Organism: Phytophthora infestans T30-4
Lineage: Eukaryota; Oomycota; Peronosporomycetes; Peronosporales; Peronosporaceae
Exons: 1
Coding region: 1-897 (298 amino acids)
Cellular component (GO): mitochondrial large ribosomal subunit
Molecular function (GO): structural constituent of ribosome
Source: RefSeq, a predicted model, not a curated record